AUGGAGGGAAGGGAAUCGAAUCGACUCGAAUCGGUUCGAAUCGGUUCGAAUCGGUUCGAAUCGGUUCGAAUCGGUUCGAAUCGGUUCGAAUCGGUUCGAAUCGGUUCGAAUCGACUCGAAUCGGUUCGAAUCGGUUCGAAUCGGUUCGAAUCGACUCGAAUCGGUUCGAAUCGACUCGAAUCGGAUCGAAUCAAGCGGGUAGCUAACAAGAGUCAAGCGGGUAGCUAACAAAAAUUUUUUUAAAAAAAGUUACAGAUUUGGACAAAUCCAAAAAUGUAAAAAAAAGCUUAGUAAGCCACCCAGAAGCAACUUUAAAGCUAAAAAAAUUGAAAGAAAAUUUUUAACACUGUUAAAAAAGGCUUAGGCUUAGUAACCACCCAGAAGUAACUGUGAAGGCGAAAACCCCAAUUUUUCAUUCCAGAUUUUUAUUAAAAAUUUAAAAAAAAAAUGGAGGGAAGGGAAUCGAAUCGACUCGAAUCGGUUCGAAUCGACUCGAAUCGGUUCGAAUCGACUCGAAUCGGAUCGAAUCAAGCGGGUAGCUAACAAUCGACGAAUCGGUUCGAAUCGGUUCGAAUCGGUUCGAAUCGGUUCGAAUCGGUUCGAAUCGACUCGAAUCGGUUCGAAUCGGUUCGAAUCGGUUCGAAUCGACUCGAAUCGGUUCGAAUCGACUCGAAUCGGAUCGAAUCAAGCGGGUAGCUAACAAGAGUCAAGCGGGUAGCUAACAAAAAUUUUUUAAAAAAGUUACAGAUUUGGACAAAUCCAAAAAUGUAAAAAAAGCUUAGUAAGCCACCCAGAAGCAACUUUAAAGCUAAAAAAAUUGAAAGAAAAUUUUUAACACUGUUAAAAAAGGCUUAGGCUUAGUAACCACCCAGAAGUAACUGUGAAGGCGAAAACCCCAAUUUUUCAUUCCAGAUUUUUAUUAAAAAUUUAAAAAAAAAAUGGAGGGAAGGGAAUCGAAUCGACUCGAAUCGGUUCGAAUCAAGAAUCGGUAGCUAACAAUCGACUCGGUUCGAAUCGGUUCGAAUCGGUUCGAAUCGGUUCGAAUCGACUCGAAUCGGUUCGAAUCGACUCGAAUCGGUUCGAAUCGGUUCGAAUCGGUUCGAAUCGACUCGAAUCGGUUCGAAUCGACUCGAAUCGGAUCGAAUCAAGCGGGUAG
This is a messenger RNA of Caenorhabditis angaria, 1156 nucleotides long. Lineage: Eukaryota; Metazoa; Nematoda; Chromadorea; Rhabditida; Rhabditidae. The record is from the annotation of a GenBank genome assembly.